Insectozyma verbasci is the source of this 651-nucleotide messenger RNA. NCBI's taxonomy places the organism in Eukaryota, Fungi, Ascomycota, Pichiomycetes, Serinales, Debaryomycetaceae. The record is from the annotation of a GenBank genome assembly.
AUGUUGUUUUCAACAGAAAGUGAAUGUAUACCUUUUAAAGGUCGAUUAUCGGCAUUUGCAACAAAUAAGAAAAAUCCAUUUUGGAAACAUCCAAACAAAAUUAUUCAAUUUAAUAGAAAAUUGUUUUAUGAUCUUGAUCUUGAUCCAAUUCAAAUGGAAGUAAAUAUUCAAUUUUUAAAUGAAUUAUUAGAGAAAAAGCUUUGGUCAUUCAUUCUUGAAUUGAGACAUAUUUAUGUAUUUUUCAAUAGAAGUGUAAACGAAGAUGCUUUUGAUGCUACAGAACAAGGAAUUACAGUAGCGGUUAGUAAAUUAACAUCAAAUAUUCCCAGAUUACCAAUGUUUAUGUCUAUAAAAGAACAAAGAUUUUUAUAUAAUAACUUUAGUACAAUCUUUAAACAAAAUAAGAUCUUGAAUAAAACAAAUUCAAAUUUCAAGUCAGUUAAAUUUGAUUUCUUUUACAAAUUAUAUAUGAAAAUUCAUUUGGACGUAACUUAUCAAAUUAAUUUGAGUAUUAGAAAUAAAUAUUUUAAUGGUAAUUUAAUGAUGCUUGGAAUUUUUUUAUUGAUGAAUGAAUUGUUUGAUGUUCCAAAUGAUAAUCAUAACAGGCAACGAACUCCAUUAUUAAAAGCUCGAUAUCAAGGUUCAAAAUAG